AUGGGUCCGUGGCCUAUGCUGGUUUUUCUAGCCGCCGUCCUGCAACCGUCCGCCACAGGGCUGGAAGAUGAUGUGCCAUCAGAUACCAUCUCGAUAAGCAAAUCCAGGAGCAGAUGUACUGAUGACCGGGAAUCUUGGAGGCCAAAUCGAGACAUAACUCUGACCCCCCAGGACCCAAUUCUAGCAUCAGAGUCCAUUUCCUGGGAGAAGACGGGAAGAUUACAGAGCGUUCUGCUCAAAGCCUCACCAGGCUUUUCUGCUUUGUCCACUGCCAGUCCAGAGACGCAGAAUACAAUCGUCCAAAAACACAACUUCAUAAGGCAAAGCGUGUCGCCCACGGCCAGCAAUAUGUUGAUGAUGGAAUGGAAUCCUGAAGCAGCCAGGAAUGCACAGAUAUGGGCAGAAAAGUGCAAGAUGGCCAUCAGCCCCACCAAGGACAGAACCACUGGUGAAACCAUCUGUGGUGAAAAUAUAUUGGAGUCCAACUACACCACUUCCUGGAACGACACCAUCUUCUUCUGGCAGAAAGAGCACCUCAAUUUCAAGUACGGGCUGGGAGUCAUCAAACCGUACAGCGAGAUUGUCAGCUACACUCAGAUGAUUUGGUACAGUUCUUACGAGAUUGGCUGUGGCGUCGCCUACUGUCCUUCAAGUCUGUACAAGUAUUUUUAUGUCUGCCAUUACUGCCCAGCAGGGAACAAGCAGGACAUGUUGGCUUUCCCUUACAAAGCUGGUGCCUCUUGCGCUGACUGCCGGAAAAAUUGCCACAAUGGACUGUGUACAAAUGCUUGCAAACACACUGACAAGUUCUCCAACUGUGGUCCACUAAAAGAAAAACUCACCUGCAACUUCCCCGCAGUCAGAGAAAAUUGUAAAGCUUCUUGCCAAUGCCCUUCUGAUAUAAAAUAGAUGAAGUUCUGAG
Molecule: messenger RNA, 922 nt
Organism: Tachyglossus aculeatus (Australian echidna)
Lineage: Eukaryota; Metazoa; Chordata; Mammalia; Monotremata; Tachyglossidae
Product: serotriflin-like
Exons: 9
Coding region: 1-909 (302 amino acids)
Source: RefSeq, a predicted model, not a curated record